Bombina bombina (fire-bellied toad) is the source of this 3107-nucleotide messenger RNA. It is a transcript of the gene MTHFD1, whose product is annotated as methylenetetrahydrofolate dehydrogenase, cyclohydrolase and formyltetrahydrofolate synthetase 1. The record is from RefSeq and is a predicted model, not a curated record. Bases 119 to 2923 code for a protein of 934 amino acids. Gene Ontology annotation, biological process: tetrahydrofolate interconversion. Lineage: Eukaryota; Metazoa; Chordata; Amphibia; Anura; Bombinatoridae. The transcript is spliced from 28 exons. Gene Ontology annotation, cellular component: cytosol. Gene Ontology annotation, molecular function: formate-tetrahydrofolate ligase activity; methenyltetrahydrofolate cyclohydrolase activity; ATP binding.
AGUCUGUUGCUCCUGGAUACUUUGCACCACGCGUGUGGCACUAAGCUGCGGGCAGCACUGAGCCUUCUUUUCUCGCUUAAUCAUCGGAGCCUCCUGGGUCCGCCUGACACUCGCCGCCAUGCCUGCGGAAAUCCUCAGCGGGAAAGUCGUGUCCGGGCAAGUCCGAGAACGACUGAAGAUUGAAGUUGCAUCAAUGAAGGAGAAAUAUCCAGGAUUCCGCCCGGGAUUGGCCAUUCUGCAGGUGGGAGACCGAGAUGAUUCCAAUCUGUACAUCAGCAUGAAGCUGAAAGCCGCAGCCGAGAUUGGGAUGAACGCCAGCCACAUCAAACUGCCAAAGUCUGCAACAGAAUCAGAGGUGCUCAGUAAGAUCAAGUCUGUAAACGAGGAUCCGGCAUUUCACGGACUUAUAGUGCAGCUGCCUCUGGAUUCUGAUCACCGAAUUAACACAGAGAAAGUCACCAACGCUGUGUCUCCUGCCAAAGAUGUAGAUGGACUGACCUGCAUAAACGCUGGGAAGCUGGCCAGGGGCGACCUUGGUGACUGCUUUAUUCCCUGCACCCCCAAAGGCUGCCUAGACCUGAUCAGACAGACAGGGUCAAAGAUUGCUGGUAAAAGAGCUGUGGUUAUCGGGCGCAGCAAAAUUGUCGGGGCCCCUAUGCAUGACCUGUUGUUGUGGAACCACGCCACAGUGACUACGUGCCAUUCGAAGACCGAGUCUCUGAGUGAGGAGGUGAGCAAAGCAGACAUCCUUGUUGUUGGAGCCGGUAAACCUGAAAUGGUGAAAGGGGACUGGAUAAAGCCUGGCGCCAUCGUGAUAGACUGCGGAAUCAAUUACAUCGCAGAUCCUUCAAAAGCAUCAGGCAGGCGCGUCGUUGGGGAUGUUGCAUAUGAAGAAGCAAAGGCGAAAGCGUCAUACAUCACGCCGGUGCCUGGUGGCGUCGGACCAAUGACAGUGGCUAUGCUCAUGGAGAACACGAUAGAGAGUGCAAAGCGUUACCUUGAGAACUUUCAGCCUAACAAAUGGAAUAUCGAGUACAACCCGCUCCGGCUACAGACCCCAGUUCCCAGUGACAUAGAGAUCUCUCGCUCCUGCGUACCUAAACAGAUUUCCAAGGUGGCUGAAGAGAUUGGUUUACUGUCUGGUGAGGUAGAACUGUACGGCCAGACAAAAGCCAAGGUGCUGCUAUCAACUAUCCAACGGCUGCGGGAACAGCAGGACGGGAAAUACGUUGUAGUAACUGGAAUAACGCCAACGCCCCUCGGAGAAGGGAAAAGUACGACCACCAUUGGGCUGGUGCAGGCGCUGGGCGCUCACCUUAAACUUAAUGUCUUUGCGUGUGUCAGACAGCCCUCCCAGGGGCCAACAUUCGGAAUUAAAGGAGGAGCAGCUGGAGGGGGUUAUUCGCAGGUUAUCCCCAUGGAGGAGUUCAAUCUGCAUCUUACCGGAGACAUCCACGCCAUCACUGCGGCAAACAACCUGGUGGCGGCUGCUAUUGAUGCGCGUAUCUUUCACGAACUGACGCAGUCUGACAAGGCUCUUUAUAACCGGUUGGUGCCCUCCAAUAACGGGGUGCGGAAAUUCUCAGAUAUUCAGAUUCGGAGACUUAAGAGGCUGGGAAUUGAGAAAACAGACCCCGCGGCUCUAACUGAGGAGGAAAUAAACAAGUUUGUGAGACUGGAUAUCGACCCAGACACCAUCACCUGGCAGAGAGUACUGGAUACAAAUGAUCGUUUCUUAAGAAAAAUUACGAUUGGGCAGUCCCCAACUGAGAAGGGCUUCACGCGCACAGCACAGUUUGACAUUUCUGUUGCCAGUGAAAUCAUGGCAGUUCUGGCACUUACAGACGGUCUAGAUGACAUGAGACAGCGACUAGGAAAAAUGGUGGUCGCUUCCAGCAAGAAAGGGGAACCUAUCAGCACUGAGGACUUGGGAGUGAGUGGUGCUUUGGCAGUUCUGAUGAAGGAUGCGGUGAAGCCCAAUCUGAUGCAAACGCUGGAGGGGAACCCAGUUUUUGUUCAUGCCGGACCCUUUGCUAACAUUGCCCAUGGCAACUCCUCCAUCCUGGCAGAUAAAAUUGCUCUGAAGCUGGUUGGUCCAGAAGGAUUUGUUGUGACUGAAGCUGGGUUUGGAGCUGACAUUGGAAUGGAGAAGUUUUUUGAUAUUAAAUGCAGAUAUUCAGGUUUGCGCCCCCAUGUGGUAGUACUGGUAGCGACAGUGAGAGCUCUGAAGAUGCACGGAGGUGGCCCAACGGUGACCGCAGGAGUACCGUUGCCAAAAGAAUACACGGAGGAGAACCUGGAGCUCUUAGAACGAGGCUGUAGCAACCUGAAAAAGCAAAUCUCCAACGCGACAACGUUUGGUGUUUCAGUGGUUGUUGCUGUCAAUGCUUUCAAAACAGACACAAAUGCUGAGCUGGAUUUGGUUUGCCGCAUCGCCAAGGAAGCUGGAGCUUAUGAUGCAGUGAAAUGUACCCACUGGGCAGAAGGUGGGAAGGGAGCAGUCGCCCUGGCACAGGCUGUGCAAAAGGCGGCACAGGAGCCUAGUGACUUUAAAUUCCUUUAUGAUGUGCAGCUGCCCAUUGCAGACAAAAUCAGAAUUAUCGCACAGAAAAUCUACGGAGCCGAUGACAUUGAGCUGCUUGACGAGGCUCAGAAGAAGGUUGAAUUGUACACGAAACAAGGAUUUGGGAAUCUUCCGAUCUGUAUGGCAAAAACUCACCUGUCUUUGUCUCAUAACCCGGAGCUGAAAGGCGUCCCAUCAGGGUUUGUCCUGCCCAUCCGUGACGUACGCGCCAGUGUUGGAGCUGGCUUUUUGUAUCCACUGGUGGGAACCAUGAGCACCAUGCCUGGACUUCCAACGCGACCCUGCUUCUAUGACAUUGAUUUGGAUCCAGUUACUGAGCAAGUCAAUGGAUUAUUCUGAAACAACAAAACUAAAAGCUCUGCGACCCCUGGCGAAAAGUGAAAUGAGACUACUCCUAACCAAAGCUUCGUGUCAAUCAAAAUUUUAGUCUUUUAGGCUGCAAAUAUGUUUUUAAAUGUUUUUGUUUUUUAUUGACAUUUGUCACCGGUCUUGUGUAAAAUACAAAACCUGAUUUUACAGGAUA